AGGGAGUUGGUGAGAUCCACAAGCAAAAACCGCUUCCGUGACACAGCAGCGGGGCGUCGGAAGUUUCUUCAACACCGGAACUCAUCAGCCAUUUGUAUAGAAGCUGCAUGAAAGUAUAGCAUACCAACACAUCCUUCUACAUUUCAAGGAUUUAAGUUAAAUCUCGUCGCAGGGAGAAGUAAGUUAUUUUAAGAAUAGCCGUGACUCGACUGAUUCUUCUUGUCCCCCUGGCUAGCUAGCUAACUGCGAAGUGCAGCUAGCCUAGGAGCCUUGUUGUUGUCUCCCAGUACCGUGAUUUAGCAACAAAACAGAUUGCUAACUGAAGUCAAGGGUACAUAAUUCACAAUUCAUUAUCAACGUGCACUCACUAACUAAGUCGCUCUGGAUAAGAGCGUCUGCUAAAUGACUAAAAUGUAAAUGUAAGUGUGCUGUUUGUCUUUUGUGCGCGAAACGUCAAUCAUCUCUAGGUGAACAUUAUGUUCCAGAAUCGCCCAACUCAUUCUGUUCAGCAAUCCAUCCACGAUGCUCUCUUCUGAACGUUGUUGCGUGGGAUUCAGUGCCAUGCUAGUGACGUCUUUGCAUCCCCAUCAACCCUCUAUUCUCGAGUUUUCCUGGUUUGGUGCAUCUUUGCAAUUAGUGACAGCAAGACUGUUAAAAGCAACUCCGAGACCAAUAUUCUCUGAUACAAAUUCUCUCUAGCGCAGUGGCUCCCACCCUGGGAUGUUAGGAUCCCUGGGGCUACUUGGCCUAUCCACAGGGAGGUACUUGAGAAGACUCAUGAGACCAUAGGCCUACUGGUAAAAUUGCACAGGAGGGGGUACUCCUGGCAGAGCAAAAUUCAGUUGGUGGUACAGCAACCAAAAAAGGUUGGGAACCACUGCACUGCCGCACGUCUUGUGUUAACCUGUAGUGUGUGUCUGUCCAGGCCUUGCAGACAUGUCUGACUUCAUCGACAGCGAGGCUGAGGAGUCAGAGGAGGAGUUUGAGGAGAAAGACCUAAAGCCCAAAAAGACCCAGGCGUUUAUGGAUGAUGGUGAGCUUGAGCAGAUUAUUACAAUUUACUGAUUUCUUAUGUAAUCAUCAGAUGAGUAUGAUGAAUUAAUGUCUGUCCGCCCGUGCAAUUCUUCUGUCAAGUCUUCAUCAGUCCGUGAGUGUGUGUGUGUGUUUAUACGCAAAUGUGUUUGCCUGUGUGUUUAACGUUUCCUCCUCCUCCCCAAACAGAGGAAGAGGAGGAAGAGUUAAACACAGAGGACCAGGAUGAGCACGGGAACCUGAGGGGGCUCAUCGAUGAUGAUGAUGAUGAUGAGGAAGAAAAGAAGAGUGGAGGAGCGGGCAGCGGCAGCGACUCAGAGGAUGAAGUCAGACACAGACGCAAGAAACGCAGUGAGUUUGGGCUUCAGGGACCUCAUUUAUAACCAUUGUGUACAUUUCACACUAAAUAUCUGCGUGCGCCAUUUCUGAAAAGACUGCGCACGUACAAAAAGUUUGAGAUUUAUAAACUUGCCGCAAGUCAUACAUAUGCAUGUUUCCACAUUAUACAUCAGACCCGUCCUGAAACUGUGUGCCUGUGAACGAGCAUUAAAACUCCCAUCAUUCACCUUUUAUGGUGACAAUAACACCCUUAUUUGCUAUACUUUGGAAGUAUUGGAUUAAGGCCAAGGCAGUAUCUAAAGGAAAUAGCAAUAGCGAACUGGAUUAAAUGUCUCUGGCGGUGUUGGCAGUGACAUUUGCUGCAGUUUCUGACUUUUUUUUGUGUGCAAAUUGUUGUGGACCUGUGAACAGAUCGUUUGAAUGCAAUGUUUUGCGUUUACUUUUUCCCUAACCUAAAUAUACUGCACUGCCCGCAAAUUCUGAAACAUUGUCUAGUAACCUAUGUCUAUUUUUAUCAACUACAGUAGGCCUACACACAGUGGUAGCCUGAACACUUCAUCUGUUAAAUUCUACUGUAUAUUAUAAACCGUGCUCCCUUUCGGAUGCAUAGAACAAAAUAUUUGAAAUAUUCACCUAUCUAAUAUGCCCAAUGAAAUGAGAUGCGGAUGGUAAUCUGUUGUAGGCUAAAGCUUCUUCAGUAUGAUCCCAUCAUGGCCAGAAAUGGUGGUGUGGAAUUUAUUCUGCAAUGGUUAUGAAAAUAUGUAUUAUAAAUGGAAUAUUGUUUACUUGAGACAUUUGAAAUUACAGGAGUCUAUUCAGACGUACAGUAGCCUACAAAAACAUAAAUGGAAAAGGUGAACCGUCUUUUCUACUGUUAAACUGCGCUUUGGAUCAGAUCGCAUAGAGCAAAAUACUUGAAAUCUAUUUAAUAUUUAUCUAUUUAUUACUGUAAAGUGGGUCUAAUUAAAUGAGAGAUGGGACGUUGUAGGCCUAUAGGAUACUUCGGGAGUAUGAAACCAUCACAGUCAGAAAAGGUGAGGAAUUUAUUCUGCAAUGGUUAUGAAAAUAAAAUUAAUAGGGAAAAGAUUCAUACGUCUAUUUUAGAUUUAAAAAAUAAAACACAGAUUUUCGCUCCUCACCAACGGCAAAUGGCUGCAUUCUUGUUAAUGUUUUUUUGUUUUGUUUGUUUUUAUGAGUAAUCUUUUCAUCAUAUCCCUCAUUUGCACAACAUACUUACUUGCCAGUUUACAAUACAAUAUUUCAAUCACUAGCAGAUGUGCGUACGCGUGGUCUAAAGUUUACGGAGUGGUAAGCACAUUCUCACGUCAAGGAACAUUUUUAGAAAUGCCAACUUUUGUGUGAAAACUGGCGCAAGCACAGUUUGGGGUAUAUUUUGUACGUACGCACAGCUUAUAAAUAAGGCCACUGGGCUGUUUAAGACGUUCAUUCGAAAAGGUUAUUCACUCCCUUCCACUUUGUGGAUCUGAUAGUCUUGUCUAGUAGAUAAAUUCAAGCAAUUUUAUGGAAACUAAUUUCCGCUUUCUUGCCUUCCCUCUAUCUGUCUCAUUCUCUCCUUUUUUCCCUUUCUUUCCCUCCCCAACCUUUUUCUACCCCCCCCUCUCUCCUCCCUCUCCCUCCCCCCCCCCCCCCCCCCCCCCCCCCCUCUCCUCCCUCCCUCCCUCUCCCUCCCCCCCCUCUCUCCUCCCUCCCUCCCUCUCCCUCCCCCCUCUCUCCUCCCUCCCUCCCUCUCCCUCCCCCCUCUCUCCUCCCUCCCUCCCUCUCCCUCCCCCCUCUCUCCUCCCUCUCCCUCUCUCCUCCCUCCCUCCCUCUCCCUCCCCCCUCUCUCCUCCCUCCCUCCCUCUCCCUCCCCCCUCUCUCCUCCCUCCCUCCCUCCCUCUCUCUCCUCCCUCCCUCUCCCUUCCUCCCUCCCUCCAGACUAUGAUGACUACCUGGAUGAUGAUGAUCUGGACCUCAUUGAGGAGAACUUGGGCGUCAAAGUCAAGAGGAGGGUAAGCAGACACAUCCUCUCUGGGGUGCUUUCAAUCGGGAAUCUAAGCCUAUAUUAAUAAAGUUGCUGAGUAGACGUGCUGAUCUAGGAUCAUAUCCACCCUUGUCUAUAUAAUCAUAUCAUUAGAUCAUAUUCAUUAUUAUCUAGAAGGUCAAACUGAUCCUUUAGCAGCACUCCUACUCUGAGAUGCUUUGUUAUUAAAAUGACUCACGACGACACAUUAGUAACACAUUCAAUUGUCAUAUGACCGCAUGGACCCCAGUUAAAAGCUCUCUCUCCCUCUGUGGCCCUGACAGAAGAAGAAGUAUGACCGCGUGAAGACGAUGGACGAUGAUGAAGAUGAGGAAAAGGACCAGAUCGCAGACGAGAUCUUCCACAGAGGAGACGACGACGGAGAGGGGGAGCUGGAGGAGGGAGAGACCAUCGACCCGCCCCUCCAUCGCCAUGGUGAACGCCACGACGAAGAAGAGGAAGAGGAAGGAGAGGAGGAGUCAGGUACUUCUGAUAAUGAUAAUAAUGUUACAGAUGUAAGUCUUUUUGAGACACUAAAAGCUCUAUAUACAGCACACACCUGUCUAUGUAAGGUCCCACAGUUGACAGUGCACGUCAGAGCAAAAACCAAGCCGUGAGGUCGAAGGAAUUGUCCGUAGAGCACCGAGACAGGAUUGUUCCGAGGCACAGAUCUGGGGAAGGGUACCAAAACAUUUCUGCAGCAUUGAAGGUCCCCAAGAACACAGCGGCCUCCAUCAUUCUUAAAUGGAAGAAGUUUGGAACCACCAAGACUCUUCCUAGAGCUGGCCGCCCGGCCAAACUGAUCAAUCGGAGGAGAAGGGCCUUGGUCAGGGAGGUGACCAAGAACCCGAUGGUCACUCAGACAGAGCUCCAGAGUUCCUCUGGGGAGAUGGGAGAACCUUCCAGAAGGACAGCCAUCUCUGCAGCACUCCACCAAUCAGGCCUUUAUGGUAGAGUGGCCAGACGGAAGCCACUCCUCAGUAAAAGGCACAUGGCAACCCGAUUGGAGUUAAAGCACCUAAAGGACUCUCAGACCAUGAGAAACAAGAUUCUCUGGUCUGAUGAAACCAAGAUUGAACUCUUUGGCCUGAAUGCCAAGUGUCACAUCUGGAGGCAGCAUCAUGCUGUGGGGAUGUUUUUCAGCGGCAGGGACUGGGAGACUAGUCAGGAUCGAGGGAAAGUUGAACGGAGCAAAGUACAGAGAGAUCCUUGAUGAAAACCUGCUCCAGAGCGCUCAGGACCUCAGACAGGACAAUGACCCAAAGCACACAGCCAAGACAAUGCAGGAGUGGCUUCGGGACAAGUCUCUGAAUGUCUUUGAGUGGCCCAGAAAGAGCCCGGACAUGAACCUGAUCUAACAUUUCUGGACAGACCUGAAAAUAGCUGUGCAGCAAUGCUCCCCAUCCAAUCUGACAGAGCUUGAGAGGAUCUGCAGAGAAGAAUGGGAGAAACUCCCCAAAUUCAGGUGUGCCAAGCUUGUAGCGUCAUACCCAAGAAGACUCGAGGCUGUAAUCACUGACAAAGUUCCAUCAACAAAGUACUGAGUAAAGGGUCUGAAUACUUAUGUAAAUGUGAUAUUUCAGUUUUUUUAUUUUUAAUACAUUUCCAAAAAAAUACUUGUUUUUGCUUUGUCGUUAUGGGGUAUUGUGUGUAGAUUGAUCAGGGAUAAAAACAAUGUUAUCCAUUUUAGAAUACGGCUGUAACGUAACAAAUUGUGGAAAAAGUCAUGAGGUCUGAAUACUUUCUGAAUGCAGUGUAUUACAGGAAAGAGCCUUAUACAUCAUUUUGGCUGAAUACUUCCUGGUUCUGUAACUCAUACUGAUUUUACAAAUGUCCUCAGAUAUUGACGACUUUAUCGUGGACGACGAUGGCCAGCCCAUCACAAAGAAGAGAGGCAAAAAGUUCUCAGGAUACACGGACGCGUGAGUCACACACAUCUCCUCAGUCAACUAGACAGAACGGUAUGAUGCCUUUAGUCCUAGUUCUUUCCUUCCUACGUACAUAGAAAGUGCAGAACAAACAUCGACAGCAGAAUCUAUUGAAUACUUACCCGUUGAAAGCAGCUAUGAUCUAUUUAUUUGUAAUGGUGUACAUUGGUUUAUGAAACAGCUCUUCAACAUAUGUACCUAAUGUAUGAACUUAGUUAUGAAGGGAUCAAGUAAAACAAUUAUAUAAACAUUGAAUCUCUCCCUCUCUCCUCCACACCCCAUCCCUCUCUCUUCUCCCCGUCUACAGAGCCCUCCAGGAGGCCCAGGAGAUCUUCGGCGGUGACUUUGACUUUGCAGAGUUCGAUGCUGACGGUGCGUAUGAACAGGGUGAGGAAGAGGAGGAGGACCAGGAUGAAGGGGGCUGGGACCGGCCCAAGAAGCAGACGAAGAGGAGAGUGGGGAGGAAGAGCAUCUUCGAGAUCUAUGAGCCCAGCGAGCUGGAGAGUAGUCACAUGACAGACCAGGACAACGAGAUCCGCUCCACAGACAUGCCAGAGAGGUUCCAGGUAGGGGGGUGUGUGUGAGUGAGGGUAAGUGUGUGUGUGCUUCUUUAUUUGUCUGUUUCACCCUCCUGUGUCCUUGAACAUAGUUGUGUGCCAUCUCAAUGAAGCCCUGUGUGUGUGUCUCACCCUCUCUCUGUGCUCUGUCCUGUAGCUGCGCUCCAUCCCAGUGAAGCCUGCUGAGGAUAAUGAGUUAGAGGAAGAGGCAGAGUGGAUCUACAGAAACGCCUUCUCAACCCCCACCAUCUCCAUGCAGGUAGGAGCCUCUGACCAUACCACACAUUCACUUCAUACACACUGACUACAUACUCACACACUACCUUAGCCCCACCCCCACCAUCUCCAUACCGGUAGGAGCCUCUAACCUACUGUAUAGCCCUAACAUACAAUAUGAUAUACCCAGGGCUCCAGAAUAACAUUUAGUCCUGGUGGCACUGGUGCCACUAAGUUUUUCAGUUGGUGGCACCAGCCCAUGAUUUGGUCGCACCAAUUUCUUUCUGCGGUGUCACGCAAAAGACAAAAUGUGUAAUCUUUAUAAAGUAUUUCACAAUGCUUUAUUAAGUGUAAGUGAUAGACUACUGAGAUGGCAUUCAAUAAAAAAGUUGUUUCAUAUAAUAUGUAAUGAUUCAAAAUAUUUUCAUGUGCAACAGAAUCCAUUGAUUGUCAUGAAUUUUGGGUGGACAGUUAGGCUAUUGUUGUAUUUUACUAUUAAAAUAGGGUUCUAGAAUUAUAUAUUUUUUGGUUCAAUAGAGAUGAAUUGGCCUGCAUCUUUAUGUGCACUAAUAUCGUAGGCUUAUUUAUUUGGGACUAAUUCACCACCUGAGUAACUCAAAACACAUUAGCUAGAUCUAAAUAUAAAAUUAUACUCUAAAUAUAAUACCCACUGCUAGUAGCCAUGUAUUAAUUUAGCAGUAAAUGUAAUGUCCAAAAGAACGCGUGCUCCGCUCCUUAUCUCAAAGCCAUAUCAAAUAUCUCAGUUGUAGGCUAUAAUAGUUGCUAUUGAGCUCAAAGUUGAGAAAUUAUACAUAAAGAAAGCUGAGAACCUCUUCAACUGUGACAACAGGAUAGUUGUGUUUUCCCCGCAAUUGGAUUUGAAAGUGUUAUACAAUCAGAACGCAUGUUUUCUCCUGGAGCUUUUUUUUUGGGACACAGCAGCAGGCCCCAGUGAAACAGGUACAGAGGACGGCAGACACUUUCAUCACAGGAAUCGUGAGGAUGAUGUACUUGACUGUUUGGCCAAAUCAUGGGUUUAGCCUCCUAAAAAAUAGGACAUUUUGAGUGAGGUGACCAUGUAGAAUGUGCAGCUCGCACCGAUGCAACUAAUCAAAAAUGUAACUCGCGCAACCAAGUUAAAGGGUCGCAAAAUGCGACCAAAUGGUCGCAGUCUGGAGCCCUGCAUAUAUCCAUAUCCACCAUCCUCAAUGCUGGUAUUACUUACAACCACCACAUACCUUACAGACAACACACAGACAACCAACAGCCCAAUACCUCCCUAAAUAUCCCACUUCAUACUCCUCACCCAACCUCACUAUCUUUAUAAUAAUAAUAAUAAUAUAAUAAUAAUAUAAUAUGCCAUUUAGCAGACGCUUUUAUCCAAAGCGACUUACAGUCAUGCGUGCAUACAUGUUUUUUUUUUUUUGUGUAUGGGUGGUCCCGGGGAUCGAACCCACUACCUUGGCGUUACAAGCGCCGUGCUCUACCAGCUGAGCUACAGAGGACUAUCUUCAUACACAUGAACAGCCCAUACAUUACUGUCUCGGCCGACUCUAUACUCUUCUUUUUUUGUUUAAAAAAAACAAUCAACUGUUUUCUGGGUGUUCAGGAGAGUACAGACUACCUGGACAGAGGGACCACCACAAACUUCAGCAGGAAGGGCCCCAGCACGAUCGCUAAGAUCAAGGAGGCCCUCAACUUCAUGAGGAACCAGCACUUUGAGGUACACCUCUCGGUGACGAGUGUGUAAUGACAAUGGCAUCCGCAUACAAAGGUUCGCUUUGCUCCUAGCAGAACUCGGCUAGGCGACGCGAACGUCUGUGCUCGCAUACUCCCUUAAGACCUUCGCUUGAAAAACAAGCAAUAUUACUGUUUGUCCCUCUUGAGACGCCGUAGCAACAACAUAGCCAAUAGUCCAAAUUAAUCUGUAAAUCAAGCUUUACAGUGUGUCUGUCUCAUGUUCUCACCCACUCUACAUUCUUUGUUUGCUCCAGGUUCCGUUCAUCGCGUUCUACAGGAAGGAGUACGUGGAACCGGAGCUCAACAUCAACGACCUGUGGAAGGUCUGGCAAUGGGACGAGAAGGUAAAGGAUGACCUCAUCACAACCUUUGACAUCUGACAUAACUUUCAGGUCCACCCCCCAGCCCCACACACUUCUGCAUAUACCAGCAGUUGGUCACCUUAGCUUAGAUUAUGUUACAACUGUAAUCCAAUAGAAAGAAUGUUGUUGCUAGCCUAGGUCCAUUGUUGUUUCUCCUCCUGGCUCUUAUUGACCCACUUCCUGUCUCUUGACCCCUGACCUGUAACCCCUGUCCUCUGGGACCCCAGUGGUGCCAGCUGAAGAGUAGGAAGCAGAACCUGACGCGUCUAUUCCGGAGGAUGCAGGGGUACCAGUAUGAACAGAUCUCUGCCGACCCUGACAAACCCCUGGCUGACGGCGUCAGACCCCUGGACACGGCUGAUAUGGAGAGGUACGUACAGCCAACCAGAGGGUCAGAGGAGGUAUGGACUGCGUCCGAAAUGGCAUCCUAUUCCCUGUAUCAGGUGUUGGCAACAGGUGGGCCAACCCCUGAUCCUAUUCCCCCCCCCCCCACAAAGUAUUUAUAAAACAAAAUAAAAAAAACUUUGGGGGGGGGGGGUGUUUAGUUUUCGGUCAAAAAGACUAGAAAAUCACCAGGAAUUCAGCAAAAAUGUGUUUAAUUCAGGAAGUCUCCAGAAGUGCCCCCCUCAAAAAAAGAUGUGUGAUUAAUAUGGGAUUUUUCGAUCCAAUCCCUAUUUUAGAGUGGAAAUAUUCACCGAUAACCGAUAUAUGUGCCGAUCUUUGUAUUAUUAUUAUAUCUCUAAUGAAAAAUAAACAUUUUUCUGUAUGGAUUGUGCGUUAGAACAGCCCUACAAAGAUACUCAGAAAGCUGAUUUCUUAAAUUUUAGGAAAGAAAAUGCAUUUAUGAUAAAUGUUUAUUAUUAACUUACAUUUUUACAAACGAGGGCAUUGCUGUUUGCUUAUGGUCAUUCAGUGUAUCCCAAAAGUAGAUAAAAAAUAUAUCUGCACAUUAUGAAUGAAAACGUAUGAUUUAUGGAAGUCGAUAAUUAAAUAAUAACAGUAGGCAAAAACAACAUACAUUUACAUUUACGUCAUUUAGCAGACGCUCUUAUCCAGAAAGACUUACAAACUGAUUUACAGCCAGUGGGACAACCACUUUACAAUUUAUUUAUUUAUAUAUUUUUUUAAUUUGUAGAGCAUAUUUUUUAUUUUCAUUUGUUUUAUAUAUAUAUAUAUAUAUAUAAAAUAUAUAUAUAUAUAUAUAUAUAUAUAUAUAAAAUAUAUAUAUUUUUUUAUUUUUGUAGGGGGGGGGGGGGGGUGUAACAUAAAUACAAAUAGAUUGCAGAAUAAUUCAAAACUAUUAGGCAAGCUUUGAAUUUGUGUCCUGUUCCUGGAGUGAAAGGAGGAUAAUUCCAGACAAAAAAAUUGCCUAUGCUUGAGCUGCUUCAUGCCAGCUAGCUGGACAACAACGAUACAUUUUCAAUGUAUUGGUAUUUAGUUAUGUUUUCAUCAAUUGUAGGGCUGUAUAUAGCAACUGCAUUCUGGUAGUUGUCAUUUGAAAGGAAAAACAAGCGUUGCCUCAAAGAACGGUCCAUGCUAUCCGGGAUUCCUUGGGACGUCCCUACCCCCAUUGAAGUUGAAAUGUUAAAUGGUUACGUUAAGGUUCGGGUUAGGUAAGGGUUAUGGUAGAGGUUAGGGUUUAGGGACGUCCCAAGGGUCCCGGAUAGUACUAACCCUCAAGUACUCCCACACAGCUAGUUAGUUGAGUACUCGUAAUGGAAAUGGGGGUGGUGAAACAUGAUUUUGGACCAGUCCUUGACAAGUGACAACCCGUACAUCAAAACGUAACUACGAAGCGCUACUUUGUUUUUUUGUUGUUGCGUUUUCUCAGUCUUUUAUUUCGGCCCAUUUCGGUGGAUUAAACGCUGAUACAAAUACAUCUGUAAAAGGCCAAUAUCGUCCGAUUUUAAUAUCGGUCAACCGAUAAAUCAGUCGGGCUCUAUUCUCAACGUAAUCAAGGUAUGAUAUUAUUGUUAUUUUCAAAUCAAAUCAACCUUUGGGCAUAGUUGCGGUCAAUUUGCAGUGUAGAAAUUAUGAGACUGUUUUUCCGGACCCCCGACCAUUCACUCGGACCCGCAGCUGAAUCUAGUUGCCUACCCCUGCCUUAUAUUGUGCACUAGCUUUGACUAGAAUAAGUAGCCAUGGAGAGGUACGUUUGUUUUAACACAUGGCCAUAGGAGAACACUGUGGUAUGAAGGGGUCAGUGUGACCUGUGUCAAUAACACAAGCUCUGUCCUGCACAUUGUGUAAACUUGAAGCGACAGGUGUAAAAGGACAGAUAAGGGAUAUUGUAGAAAUAGAAGUUCAGGAAUCAAUGCAUUUUUUUAUGAGGUGGUGUUCUCUAGUGUUGUAAUGCACUAGGGGCCAGUUUCCCAGACACAGAUAAAGCCUAGAGAAUCCCGCCAAGACUGUCUGUGCCUGAUAUUCAGACUUUACAUAUUAACAACCAGAUAUUGAAACGGUUUACGAAAAUGCACAAUCAUUUAUUGAAUAUGUUAUGUGGAUAAUGCCAUGUCCUUUGGUGCCGCCGAUGUAGCCUGUAAAGCGAGAAAGAUGCAUGUUAGAGUUUGGUUGGCUGUUAUUUACUCUUUCCAUUCAUGUAUUUUUGUGCAUUCAAUUUGCCUUACAAAGUACACAUUGUAAUGGUUUUGAGAGAACUAUUUCUACAGGAAUGUAAGUUACAAACCUCCCUAUUAGUCCUGGUUAUUGAAGAGGUGAAAUGUUUCUUCCUGCUGCGUCAGGAGGUUUGGCAAACCAGGUCUGCAGUCUGAUGCUCGAUAUAUCCUGUGUGGUGGGUAGUGCCAAGCUGGCCAAAUCCCAGGGGGAGAUAAAUGUUACCCCAAUCUAUAAUAUGCUUUUGGCAUAGGCUACGCUCUUAUUGGAGGUGUGUAUAUUUAUGAUGAUGUAUUAUUUAUUACCUAAAUAUGUUAUGGUGCAUUUAAUGCCUGUAUUUCAACCUGUUAAUUGUUGAUACAGUCCGAGGUGAGGCCUAUGGAAUUAUAUUGAAGCCAAGUCAUUCCUUUCUUGACCAGGCUGGGGACAGGUAUUAUUAAGGCCUGGUGUUUAUUGGGUUCAACCUUUUUAUUUGAUUUAUUUUCAGUUUACCCCAAGUUUGUUUAGUGUUCUGGCCAUCGUCAUGUUUAUUUUGUUUUCACAUUCACAUAGUUUUGGUGCCUCUUCUCCACUAAUAAAAAGCGCCCCUGGUCACUGCACUGGGUCUAUCUUCCGAGUGGCGCAGUUGUCUAAGGCACUGCAUCGCAGUGCUAGCUGUGCCACUAGAGAUCCUGGUUCGAAUCCAGGCUCUGUCGUUGCCGGCCGCGACCGGGAGAUCCAUGGGGCGGCGCACAAUUGGCCAAGCGUCGUCCAGGGUAGGGGAGGGAAUGGCUGGCAGGGAUGUAGCUCAGUUGGUAGAGCAUGGCGUUUGCAACGCCAGGGUUGUGGGUUCAAUUCCCACGGGGGGGCAGUAUGAAAACUAAAAAUAAUGUGUGCACUCACUAACUGUAAGUCUCUCUGGAUAAGAGCGUCUGCUAAAUGACUAAAAUGUAAAUGUAAAUGUCUACUUGUCUGCCUCCUCACUGAAACCUCCACAACUAGGGCAGCCUCCCAUACACGUAGUUUGUGUCCAGGAAGCUGGACCCAGAUUUCCCAUUACAUGAUUGUCAAAGUUCAGAAGUCUCAUAUACCCAUGUCUUCAUAAAAGACAUAGGAGCAAUUUAGUAAAGUCCAGCUAGUGUAACUGUUUCCCUUUCUCCUCUCUUCACCUCUCCUCCCCUCCUGCAGACUGAAAGACGUCCAGUCCAUAGACGAGCUGAGUGAUGUGUACAGCCACUUCCUGCUGUACUAUGGCCGAGACAUCCCCAAGAUGCAGAACACAGCCAAGGCCGCCAGUAAGAAGAAGAAGCUGAAGAAGAUCAAGGAGGUUAACGAGGACGGUAGGACAACGUACAUUUUGGGGCUAAAUGGCAUAUUAUUAUUAUUAUUAUUAUUAUUAUUAUUAUAAUUGUUAAAAUGUUUAACUGAAAACUGUUAUGGUAAAUAACUAUAUUGUUACCCAGAAAUUAUUUGAUAAGGAGAUCAAAACGGGUGGCAUUGUGGGUGGCAUUAUUGCAUACAAAGUAAAAUAACGGCACCCUUCGAACAACCAUGCUUUGUCCUUUUUUAAAUGUGAUUUCCACACUGUGUGACGACAUGUCACUUCCCUGUCCUUUCAGGUGAGGAGGAAGAGGUGGAGGUGGAAGUGGAGGAAGAGCAGAAGGGGCCAGACCUGAAGCUGGCAUCACGUAGAGACAUGUACAGCAUCUGUCAGAGCGCAGGGCUCGGUAAGUCACCUUUGACCUCUAACAUGGUGUCUAUUUAUCCCUACUUUAUUGGACAUAAGCUUGACUUCGUUGUGCGUGUGAUGGACGUGAUGGAUGUGAUGGAUGUGAAAUGUAAAGCAGGUAGGUGCACAUGCAGUACCCUGCUCUGCCUCAAGAAAUUACUUCUGGCAAUAUGUCCUUUUCAUAUUCAGCAGAGACUGAUGUUUUAAAAUUAGGGCUGUCAAAGUUAACGUGUAAAACGCGUUAAUGCGUUACAUUUCUUAUGCCGUUAAUUUUUUGGACGCCAUUAAAUCAUUUUCUUAGUUUGACCCCCUGAACCAUCCAUAGUUAAAAUGCAAGCCCCGGCAGUCAAUGCACUAGUUUGACAACCACAUCACUAGCUAGCUACUUGUAUGACUGUAUGAUGGAGAAUGCUAGUAAGGGGCUUUUAAAUGGCAAAUUCAAUUUUACAUCUCUCCCAGAUGGAUAUCUAGAUAAAACUAAAGUAAUUUGCGUCUACCGCAAGGCUGAAUUUGUUUAUCACCAAAGUACAUUGAGUCUUCGUUAUCAUUUCCUAGCGAAACACGCCGUUGACGCCGGCAAUACAAGUAACGUUACUAGUAGCAGUGGAGGACAUCUUCGGCAGGCUAAGCUAGAAGAGUGUGCGCGCGGGAGGCCUAUGGACAAGUGGACAAGCAGCAAGCUAACACAAGCAAUAGCCAAGGGGAUAGCUACAGCUUGCAGGCCAGUCCACAUUGUGGAGGACGAAGGCUUGAGGGAUAUCAUUCGGAUCGCAUCGAACGACUCAAUGUAUGAGUUACACUCGAGAGCCACCGUCGUUACAAGAAUACACGAGCUGUAUGAAAGCGAGAGGGCUAUGAAUGCGGAGGAGUUGAAACAUGCAACGGCUGUUGCUCUCACGGGAGACCCCUGGACUUUGGUGAGUAACCACAACUACUGUACUUUGGGGUUACUGUGCACCAGAACAUGAUUGCAGCUGUGAGACAUCUGCCUUUUGAACACCUGCCCUGCACAGCACACAGUCUCCAAAGGUCAAUCACAGUGUCCCUACAGAACAGCGGGUUCGACAAUGACUAGCCAAAUGCCGGAAAAUAGUUAAGCCUUUCACAAACAGCCCACCGAAACAACAACCACUGAGAGAUGCUCUGGCCCAGCAGAAAACGAACAUUACCAUAACAUCCACAGCUGAACUGGAGAAACUGCAGAAGCUGAAGGCACUACUGGAGCCCUCACGAUUAGUGAGUGAGAGGGUGUGAGAUAGUACACCCCCCCCCCCCCCCCCACUGCAGGUACUUGACUGAGCUUCUGGGAGGAGAGAAGUACAUUUCCUGCUCAGUGGUGUUGCCUGCUUUGUGUCAUCUCCUUCGGGGGAUGGAGAGCUCUGAUGAUGACCCUGCCUAUGUGGUAAGAUUCAAGCUGAUAUUCACAACAGACCUGGAGAAAUGCAAGGAAAACACCAACCUCACAUGGCUGAAGAUCGCCACAGCACUCGACCCAAGGUUUAAGGACCUGAAGUGCCUUCCCAGACCUGAGAGGGGUGAGGUGUGGGCUUUGGUCAGCAACUUGCUAAAGGAAGAGAGGCCUGCACAUCAACCUGAUAAAGCAACAGCCACCAAAGAAGAAAGCUGCCCUCUUGUUUAGUUCUUCUGAGUCUGUGCCUGAUGAAGAGGAGGAGUCCAUUGAGAAAUGUGUGGAGCGUUACAAAGCAGAGCCCUGCAUCAACAUGGAGGACUACAGUGGUGGUCACAUCAUGCAGGGGCACACACCGGGCUGGCGUGCAUUGCACGAAGGUACCUGGCAACGCCUGCCACAUCAGUACCUUGUGAGAGGUUGUUUUCACUCUCUGGCCAUAUCGUACAGAAGAAGAGAGCAGCUUUAUCGUCUGAAAAUGUCAACAGGCUUGUUUGUCUUAGCAACUGACUCAUUGAAAAUAAAUGUGAGGAUGACUGAAGUGUAGGGUCACAGGUUUAUGUUCUGUGGAAUUCAUGACAUUGUUGGACAGGUUUAUGCUAUUUGUUAAUUGUAUACAUAGAGCCAGUUAUUUUUUCUAAUAGCCAACCCUCCAAUCAGUAACUGGGAGAACGCUCAUUUGGAUGGCUGUGUGUGAACUUCAAGAACAUUUGUGAGGGAGUAGGCCUACUGGGAGCAUUAGUAAAUUACAGGACUUUUGUAUUGCUUAACUUGUUUAUGGUGAAUAUGGCAUUUAAAAACAUUCUGAUGCAUAAUAUUUUUUGUGUUUCAGUCCCUACAUUCCUAUAACUCAAUACGCUGCUUUUUAUUUAUUUAUGGCAAAUAUUUAUUUAGCACCAAAUGUGAGCAAAUAGAACAUUUGCGAUGAACUACAGAAUUUAAUGCGAUUAAUCGUGAUUAAUUAUUUUAAUAAUUUGACAGCCCUAGUUAAAAUAUGAGUGCACUGGGACAUGUAUAAAGAUGGAAGAUCCUGUCUUCCUUCCCCUCUCUCUGUCUCAGACGGCCUGGCAAAGAAGUUUGGUCUGACUCCAGAACAGUUUGGGGAGAAUCUGAGAGACAGCUACCAGCGCCACGAGACAGAGCAGUUCCCUGCCGAGCCUGUAGAGCUGGCCAAAGACUAUGUGUGCAGGUAACCACACCACACACACAGCAGGUAAUAACAAGUAACUCUAUAGAGCUUGCCAAAGACUAUAUCUGCACAUAACAACACACACACUGACCCCCUACCUCUUUUUGCUCUCUCUCUGUAGCCAGUUUAACAGUCCUGAGGCGGUGUUGGAGGGGACUCGUUACAUGGUGGCCAUGCAGAUUUCCAGGGAGCCUCUGGUCAGACACGUCCUCAGACAGACCUUCCAGGAGAGAGCCAAGAUCAACAUCAAUCCCACCAAGAAAGGAAAGAAG
This is a messenger RNA of Coregonus sp. 'balchen', 15384 nucleotides long. NCBI's taxonomy places the organism in Eukaryota, Metazoa, Chordata, Actinopteri, Salmoniformes, Salmonidae. The record is from the annotation of a GenBank genome assembly.